Molecule: messenger RNA, 291 nt
Organism: Opisthorchis viverrini
Lineage: Eukaryota; Metazoa; Platyhelminthes; Trematoda; Opisthorchiida; Opisthorchiidae
Exons: 3
Coding region: 1-291 (96 amino acids)
Source: RefSeq, a predicted model, not a curated record
AUGAUCUACACAACUAACAAUAUUCUCAUGCCACAUCGGCCGUCGCGUGGUGCCAUCAGCCGGGUCGCCUUACUUGCUGCAUACAGCAGGGCGGUGCCGAAGCUUAGUCCUGCGUGCACAGUUUCCGUUCACGAAUUCCAGUGUGAUCCAGCGGGUAUUCUGGCAAAGGCUUAUAUUGUGGAGUUACCAGGCGACGCACAACACAAGACUAAAUGUGAUCAGUAUGGUAGUUGUAUGUGGUUCGUACAAAAGGCUGCAAAACGUUAUGAAUUUGACCUUGGAGCUGCGUAG